GGCAGGGAUGGGGGCUGUGGGGUGCAGGUGGGGCAGGGACAGGGCGUUUGGGGACAAGCCCCGGGGGGUGCAUCGGGGGCCCUGGGAGCAGGGGGGGGGCCUGGCUGGGUCCCUGGGCAGCCCCGGGCGAGGGGUGCCCGUGGGGCCAGCCCCCCCUCUGUGCUGUUGGGGACCCCAUCUACCCGCUCCCCCCUCCCCACCCAGCAGCCCAGGCUCGGCAGCCCCUAGCCCCCGCCAUGGGGCUGCUGUCGGACCCCCACUGCCGGCGGGCGCUCUCCCGCCUCGUCCUGCGCCUCAACACCCCCGCUAGCGCCCUGAGCUAUGUGGCGGGGUUGGGCUGGUUCCUGGCCUUGGCCUUCCAGCCCCUCGCCCCCCGCACCUACAUGUCGGAGAACGCCAUGGGCUCCACCAUGGUGGAGGAGCAGUUCCUGUUCGGUGAGCGGGCCCUCUCCUAUGCCCGGGAGUUUGCCGGCCACAAGAAGAAAGCAGGGGGCAUGCCGGUGGCCUGGCUGGAGAAGACCAUGUGGAACCUGGGGCUGGAGGUGCACAAGCAGCCCUUCUCCCGCACACUGCCCUUCCCCGACGAGACCCGAGAGCGAUACAUGGUGAAGGGCACGAAUGUCUACGGGAUCCUGCGGGCGCCGCGUGCUGCCAGCACCGAGUCGUUGGUGCUGAGCGUGCCCUGCAGCGAGGGGCCCCACAACAACCAGGCCGUGGGGCUGAUGCUGGCCCUCGCCUCCUACUUCCGAGGCCAGAUCUACUGGGCGAAGGACAUCAUCUUCCUGGUGAAUGAGCACGACCUGCUGGGCAUGGAGGCCUGGCUGGAGGCUUACCACGACGUCAACAUCACCGAGGUGCAGUCCUCGGGGACACUGGGCCGGGCGGGGGCCAUCCAGGCGGCCAUAUCGCUGGAGCUGAGCAGCGACGUGGUCACCAGCUUCGACGUGGCGGUGGAGGGGCUGAACGGGCAGCUGCCCAACCUCGACCUCCUCAACCUUUUCCACGCCUUCUGCCAGAAGAACGGGCUGCUCUGCACCAUCCAGGGCAAGCUGCAGCGCUCGGACUGGGACUCGCUGCCCGCCUACGCCCACAGCCUGCAGACGCUGCUGCUGAUGGUGCUGGCCCAGGCCUCGGGGCGGCCCCGCGGUGACCACGGCCUCUUCCUCCGCUACCACAUCGAGGCCAUCACCCUCCGCGGCAUCAAUAGCUUCCGCCAGUACAAGUACGACAUGACCACCGUCGGCAAGAUGCUGGAGGGGAUGUUUCGGAAACUCAACAACCUGCUGGAGCGGCUGCACCAGUCCUAUUUCUUCUACCUCCUGCCCUCCCUGUCCCGCUUCGUCUCCAUCGGCGUCUACAUGCCGGCCUUUGGCUUCCUCAUCCUCGUCCUGGUCCUCAAGGCCCUGGACCUCUGGAUGAAGCUGAGCAAGUGCGAGACGGGCAGUGCCGAGCGGCUCUGGGACGGCGACCACGCGACGGGGGAGGAGUCCCGGCCCGGUUUGCUGGUGCUGGUACCGCCGCUGCUCAUCUGCCACGCCGCCGGCCUCGCUCUCUACUUCUUGCCGGUGCUGGGCCAGCACGUGGCCACCCAGCACUUCCCUGUCUCCGAGUCGGAGGCCGUGGUGCUCACCGUCAUCGCCAUCUAUGUGGCUGGCAUGGCCCUACCCCACAACACCCACAGGGUGCUGGCGGGCGGCGGCAGCGACCGAAGCUGGAUGACGCUGAAGCUGCUGGCGCUGCUGUACCUGGCCGUCCAGCUGGGCUGCCUCGCCCUCCUCAACUUCUCCCUCGGCUUCCUCCUGGCCGCCACCAUGGUGCCCGCCGCCGCCGCCGUCCGGCCCACCGGUCCCAAGGUGCUGCUGGCGGCGUUGCUGGUGCUGGCCACGCCGGCCGUCACGCUGCUGCUGGGCAUCUUCCUGCAGCGGGAGCUGGUGGAGGCGCCGGCGGCGGUGGCGGAGGGCUGGCAGCUCUUCCUGGCGGCCGUGGCCGAAGGGCUGCUCCAGCAUCACCUCUACGGCUCCCUGCUCUUCCCCUUCCUCGCCCUCUGCGUCUAUCCCUGCUGGCUGCUGCUCUGGAACGUUCUCUUCUGGAAGUGAGGGGCUCCCCCCCCGCUGCGGACCCCCGGAUGGGGACGGACACACGGACGGACAGGGGGGCUGGCGGGGGUGACGUCCCCAUUUCCAGGGGACCGGGAUGCUGGCCCCAGCUGAGCCCCCCCGGGGUGGCAGCGGGUCCUGCCCUGGGGGGGGGGGUGCUGCCAGCGGGGAC
This is a messenger RNA of Harpia harpyja (harpy eagle), 2268 nucleotides long. It is a transcript of the gene GPAA1, whose product is annotated as glycosylphosphatidylinositol anchor attachment 1. NCBI's taxonomy places the organism in Eukaryota, Metazoa, Chordata, Aves, Accipitriformes, Accipitridae. The record is from RefSeq and is a predicted model, not a curated record. Gene Ontology annotation, cellular component: membrane; GPI-anchor transamidase complex. Bases 237 to 2096 code for a protein of 619 amino acids. The transcript is spliced from 12 exons. Gene Ontology annotation, biological process: attachment of GPI anchor to protein.